UCUUCGGCCACUCUAGUCUACAUAUUUAAUCAAAAGUGUUCAGCACUUUGUCGUAGAAUCGUAUUUAUCCAAAAGUGGUAACAGGUGUGUUUUGCCGCGUCUCGUAUUUGAUUUCGGUGUUUGAAAUCUUUCUACUUUGGACUGCUUCAGAGCGAACAACUGAUACAGAGAGAGCUAUAUCAUUUACGAAAAAAUUGCUUGGUAAAAUUCCAAAUUCUUAUACAUUUUCGAAGUCUUUAGCCGAAGCUCUUGUAUAUGAAAAAGUUGGAAAAAUACCACUUAUAAUUUGUAGACUAGCCGUAGUUAUUCCAUCAUUUAGCGAUCCAUUUCCUGGAUGGUUUAAUAAUCUUCAGGGACCAAUGGGAUUAUUUGUCGCUGCUGGAAAAGGUGUUAUUAGAUCCAUGUAUAUGGAUAGUAAUUCAUAUGCUAAUAUGGUUCCAAUAGAUGCGACUGUAAGCGGUUUAAUGGUAUUAUCUUGGUACUAUCUAAAAACAAAGAAUCCUCCUUACAUUUUUAACGCAUGUGUACCACAGAAAGAUAUCCGUAUGACUUGGGAGGAAAUUAUGAAUUUGGGUAGAGAAAUCAUAGAAACUAAGGCACCGUUUAAUGGAAUACUUUGGUACCCUGGAGGAACGAUGACAAAGAGUCGUCUUUACAAUCAAAUCAACUUUGUACUCUUUCAACUUAUUCCUGCUAUUUUUAUUGACGCAUUAUUAUUUAUAUUUGGUUAUAAACCCAUAUUAUAUAACAUUCAAAUGAGAAUUCGAAAAGGUGCUGAAAUGUUUGAAUUUUAUACAACUAAGCCUUGGGACUUUGAGACGACCAAUGUAGAACUAAUAAGAGAUAAACUGACAGAGGCAGAAAGGAAAACGUACGUUUUAAAACCUGAUAAAAUUAAUGUAAGAGAGUACUUGUUUGAUUGUAUGAUGGCGUGCCGAAGAAAUUAUUUAAAAGAAACUGAUGACAUGCUUCCUGCAGCAAGAAGGAAUAUGAAAAUAAUGUUCUGUUUGGAUAGAUUCAUCAAGAUUGCGUUCUUUGUCUUGUUGGCAUACUAUAUCUACAAAUUAAAGGAUUAUGUUUUUUCUUGAAACAAAUAUAAUUUUUUCUUCAAUUAUCUUUAUUACAGGUACUGAAGGACAUUAUUUAUGCUACACAUAUUUCAUUGUUAAUAUUUU
This is a messenger RNA of Psylliodes chrysocephalus, 1175 nucleotides long. Lineage: Eukaryota; Metazoa; Arthropoda; Insecta; Coleoptera; Chrysomelidae. The record is from the annotation of a GenBank genome assembly.